AAUUACUAAUUAACAGCAUACUUACCAAAAGAUUCAUCUUUUUCUCACCAUUCUUUCACAUCAUUAAGAAUAAAACAUAUAUUGUCUUAAAUUGAAUAUUCUACAAAAAUUUAUGUGUAGAAGAAGCUUCCAUCCCACACCAAAAAAAAAAAAAAAGAAUUGUUAGUGUAUUAUAUAGAGCAGUGACUUUUGCAUACAAAAACUGGUAAGUACAAUAAAGUAUGAUAUAACAAGAUAUUCUUCUACAAAGUCAAAAAUGGAGAAUUACAACUUCCUCCAUGUGUCUCUUCACUGACCUUUUUCUUCCACAGUAAUCCUUUUAAUCACAAAACACUGACUUAUAAGAACCUGUGUUGAAACUGCUGAUUGAGUAAAUUGCCAUAUUUGAACUUAUACCAAUCCAGUGAUCCACUUGUUUGAUCAUGGCUUCUUUGAGUAUGCCUUCUGUUUCAGAACAGAGCAGAGAUGAUAACAACAACAAGAACAAUAGCAUAAGCAACAAGUUUUUGCUUCCAAGAAACCCUUACCCUACAAAUAAGGAGUUAUUGAGAACUAUUGCAUACUUGAGAAAUGCUACAUUAGUAUUUUAUGAGCCUGAUAGAAUGUUGCCUUAUAACAAGGCCUAUAAUCAUGAUGAGGAUGAUGAUGAUGAAGAGGGGGUCACAGAAGAUGAUGAGGAACACAAUUUUCUGCAUAAUGAUGAAAAGAGAAAACAAGAACUUGACAAGUCAAUGCAAAAACCUAAUAAGAACUCUGGCUACAACUUAACUAGAAAGCAGUGCCUUUAACUUGAAAUACAUUGAGUAACAUUUUCAGUAGAUCUUUCAAAAUGAACAGACAAAAAAGGAAUGUGAUGUAUCUUCUUCUUCCACCUCCCAUGUGGUGGUAAACCUAAAAGACACAAGCCGGAUUUCGGAUCGCGGCCAAGGCUUAACCAAAAAGGUUCAACAAACUGAUUCUACAAGAAAAACAUUCAUGCAAUUCUGUUCAGCAGAGAUAAUUUGUCCACCAGAACACCGAGCCGCCUUGGCAGUGAAGUUGCUUGGAGUACAAGAAACAACUCAAAGGUACCACUGAGCUUGUUUCAAGCAUCUACAAGGUUCUUACCUGCGACAAUAUGGACAGGAAUGUUCAUAGUGAGCUUUGCAUACACAGUGAUGGUGGCUUGGUCUUUGGGAUUUAGAGUGCCUAUUAUCUCAAUGUUAUGUCUCUCAUUGCUGUAUUCUUUGUCUGUGUUGGUGGCUGCAGCAUCAGGGUCUAGUGUUAUAUGUGGCACAUUUAGAAUUCAUGGUACCUUGUUUACAUGUUUAAGUGUUCUUGGUUUUGUUAUGAUUCUUGUUGGUUUGGUUAUGCUGGUUCUUUUUUAUUCCUGGCUGUAUAAAAAAGUAGAAGUAGCUGAGUAACUCUAAUGCUAUGCAUUGCAUUAUGGUUUCUGAUUAUUUGUUAAUGUACUUUUAUUAUGGUUUUUGAUUAUUUGUGUAACUCCGCCUAUGUUACACUUGCGGUACAUAUCCGGUCCCAAGACCGGAUAAAGGAGGAGGGUUGUGUUAGGUCUUCGACAACCAACAUAAAAAUUUAGCCGAAUCCCAUGACAGUUUUCACCACAUUGUAAGGAAGCUGUUCUGUAUGCUAGAUAUAAUACAGGGGCCAAUUAUCAGAAAUAGAUACCUUUGAUUAAUUGGGUGACAAAGUACUUAAUUUAGACCUUUAUUUUGUAUGUUGUCAUCAUGUUCACUUUUUUUUUUCUUUCUAAUUUUUGGCUUUAGCUUUUGUUUUUUUCGGCCUGAAAUUCUGCAUGACAGCCUAGUCCAGUGAUAUUGAUUGUUACAUUAAUUAGAUUAAGCUAUUAAAAAUAAAAAAUUGUACUCAAAACCAUUGUGCUAUAUAUGAACUGGAACACCAAACUGAGAAAUGCAAAUCAUAAUCAUAUAAUAAGGUCAACGGCUCAUAUAUUCUGUUGGUUUGUUUAUCAUCUUAAUCCUGCAUGUAUGUAUGUCUUCCAUUAUUAACUAUUGAUUAGUUGCCAAAUAUGCAAUUAUGUUUAACUAAUUGCAACAGUUAUGUACCUAAAGUAAACAUUUCUUUUUAGUUAUGUACCUAAAGUUUUUUUUUUUUGUUCUAAAGAAUUUUGAAGUUGAGUGAGAAAAGUUGCUACUUUAAUAAAAUUAUCAAGUGGGACAAAUUGAGAAUAAGGUGAAAAACUUAGCAAGAGACUUUGCUAUGCAAUUCACGUGGGUUGAUGUCAUUAUAACUCCCACAACUGCUACAAUUAUUGCAACCCUCCACACAUACAAACAACCAUACACUACUAUUUUAAUCAAAAACCAAAACCAAUUUGGUUUAUUAAACAAGAUAAAUACUUCAAUGAUGAUGUCUUCACACUUUUAGAUAGAUUAACAUAUUUGACUGAACCAUAUAUGAUCGCGAAAUUUUAUACUACUACCACUACGGAAAAAUCAAUUACUAUAGUUUCCGUAUCACGUUCGUAGUUGACAUCAAAGUUGGCAGCAUUAUAGCAAUUAUUAUGUAGUAACAAAAAAUAACAUAACACAACGCAAUAAUUUCCAAAUUUUCAAAUAUCUCUACAAGUUUCAUUUUCAAUCAAUCAUCUUCAAUAAUAAUAGGAUACGUACAUACACAAUAUAGUUUACAAAAAUUAUUACCAGACCCACACACUUUUUCACUUUCACUCGCUUGUCAACUCAGUAACUCCCCUCCGAUUCGAACCCGGGGACGACUCGGUGGUCGCCGAUAGUAACUAAUUCUCUCCCACCCUUGUUUGCCAUCUCCACAGCAUUCCCCGGAGCAUCUUCAAUAAAUUUUACUUACAAUGUCAAUGUUCGAAUCCCUGAACUUCGUGUGGUACGGUCUAUAAUAAUAGUAGUACUUUACCAAAUUACUACUACUAGCUCCAAAUUCCCGUGACC
Arachis ipaensis is the source of this 2927-nucleotide messenger RNA. NCBI's taxonomy places the organism in Eukaryota, Viridiplantae, Streptophyta, Magnoliopsida, Fabales, Fabaceae. The record is from RefSeq and is a predicted model, not a curated record.